GUGGCUUUCGACAUUGCCGCCUACGUGCAAGGACAGACAACGUUGGCGAUGAGUGAGUUGGCCGAGCAGUUGCAGGCGCUUGGCAUUCGCGUUGAACCCACAGAUGCCGUAUUCCGCACAGGCAGCGACAAUCACGACUACGCGCAUGGGCUCCAGUCGUGCAUCCCACAGGAAGUCCAUUUCAUGAACGCGGAGCUGCGCCACUGCCACAUCAUGGGCGUCGGUGUGUUGCCAUGUUUAUUCUCUGGGUCUGGCCACGUCUACGAGUUUGUGCGAACGCUGCGCAAGUGUAUCUACGGCAAAGUGAAGCACGCCGUCCAGCUUCGUGUGCAUCCCAAUGGGAACGGCACGUUCGUCCGCACCAAUGUCGAAGUUGCCAUCAAGGUCAUGAGUAAAGCCAUCAUCGAGCAGGGCAAUUUGCAGGAAAACCCACUCGUCGAGCUCGCGACGCAGCAAUACUUGUCCACUCCAGGCCAUCCACACGUUCUCACUUUGGUGGAAUGCUUGCACGACCCCGAGUUUAUCUACGCUGUGCUGCCGUUCUGUCGCGGUGGUGAACUCUUUUCCCUUGUCGAAACGGGCGGCGCCAUGGACGAAGACGAGUGCCGGCAUUGGUUUGGCCAGGUCCUUCGCGGCGUCGCGUACCUUCAGAGUCGGUACAUUUGCCACCGCGACAUGUCUCUCGAGAAUGUCCUCCUCGACGGCAACACGUCCAAGAUAAUCGACUUUGGGCUGUGCGUGGGUAUCCCAGUUGACGCGAAUGGCAUGACGUACGCGCUGCCGCCGUCCGGGGCCGUGGGCAAGAUCUUUUACAUGCCGCCAGAGAUAUACCGAAACCAAGUCCCGUUCAACGGGUUCGCCGCCGACAUUUGGUCGAUGGGCGUGAUGCUGUUCAUUAUGAUCACCGGUGCCCCGCCGUUCGAGCGGCCAGACGACAUGGACCCGCGCUUUCAGAUGAUUGCCACGGGCCGCAUGAACGAAAUGCUCGACUCGUGGGGAAUGACUCAAGUCUCGCCGUCCGUGCGCGACCUGCUGAAUGGACUGCUUGUUGUACAAGACCCCCGCCGACGCCUCACGUUAGAUCAAAUUAUGCAGCACCCGUGGGUCGGCGGGUCCUCGUGAUAUGGCCCUUGGGCCCCACCACAUGCCACAGCAACACCAUAAAGUAUUAUACCAAUCGACUCGGCCAUGGAUUGUGCUAGUCAUCGUGCGUGAGCUCCGUAUCCAAAA
Messenger RNA from Aphanomyces invadans, 1230 nucleotides. Its product is annotated as CAMK protein kinase. Gene Ontology annotation, biological process: protein phosphorylation. The record is from RefSeq and is a predicted model, not a curated record. Gene Ontology annotation, molecular function: ATP binding; protein kinase activity. The transcript has 4 exons. The coding region runs from base 49 to 1122 and encodes 357 amino acids. NCBI's taxonomy places the organism in Eukaryota, Oomycota, Saprolegniomycetes, Saprolegniales, Verrucalvaceae.